Molecule: messenger RNA, 3570 nt
Organism: Sorex fumeus (smoky shrew)
Lineage: Eukaryota; Metazoa; Chordata; Mammalia; Eulipotyphla; Soricidae
Gene: CXCL12
Product: C-X-C motif chemokine ligand 12
Exons: 4
Coding region: 126-407 (93 amino acids)
Biological process (GO): positive regulation of cell migration; cell chemotaxis; axon guidance
Cellular component (GO): extracellular region; external side of plasma membrane
Molecular function (GO): CXCR chemokine receptor binding; chemokine activity
Source: RefSeq, a predicted model, not a curated record
CCCGCCCCGCGCGGCUCUCGCCUCUAAAGUGGCCGGCGCGCGCCUCCCGCCGCCGCACUUUCACUCUCCACCGCCGCGUCCCCUGCGCCCCUGGCCUCGGUGCAGCCCCAACGCCCGCCCGUGCCAUGGAUGCCAAGGUCGUCGCCGUGCUGGCCCUCGUGCUGGCUGCGCUCUGUCUCAGCGACGGAAAACCUGUCAGCUUGAGCUACAGAUGUCCCUGCCGAUUCUUCGAGAGCCACGUGGCCAGAGCCAAUGUCAGACAUCUCAAAAUCCUCAGCACUCCCAACUGCGCCCUCCAGAUUGUGGCAAAGCUGAAGAGCAACAACAGACAAGUGUGCAUCGAUCCCAAACUGAAGUGGAUUCAGGAAUACCUGGAUAAAGCUUUAAACAAGAGGUUCAAGAUGUGAGAGGCGCAGGUUGGGUCAGACGCCUGAGGAACCCUUACAGUAGGAGCUCUGGUCUGAAAACAGUGUUAGGAAAGGCCUUGGGGGGCUCCCCCACAUCCAGUCAGGCCCCCCACACAUGUCCAAGGACUUUGGUUUGCACGUUUUGCCUUCUUAUCACCAUUUAAUUUUGUAGCAAGAUAUAUGGUGUUUAUUUUUCAUUUAGUUUGAUUAUCCAAUGUCACUGGUGACAGAUAGGAACUUAGUUAUUUUACUUGCUUUAUUAUAAUAUCUUUCCCGUGGAAUCCCUGAUCUCCUCCAGCUUCCUGAGUUUUAUAUCUCUGAGCUGCUCAGGCUGGGACCUCAGACUGAGGGAACCUGGCCCACAUUACCUGGGAUGGAGAAUUAUCAGGAAGUGUCAGAACCCGUCAGCCUGGGCAAACCCUGGGGAUGGCUGCUCUGUGGAACAAGGGGUGAGAGAGGCGAUGAUCUAGAAGGCCAUGAAGGGUCCGCACCCUCCCUCCAAGUAAAAACAGCGAGAUCUGUCCCUUAGGUGAGCACCUUAGAGCUUUCCUGAGCUAGGACCAGCAAAAGCAUGAGGCCAGACUAGAGUGCCAUAGAGACACAGCCCUCAUCCCAGCUCUUCUUCACAUCCCAUCACGUUCUCACAUCAUUCUCUCUUGUCAUCCAUCAUCAUGUGUCUCCACGACUGUCUCCAUGACCCUGGAUCAGGACUCUCUCAAGACCAAAGCUUUAACUUAACCUGGCACCAAGAAGCACAUCAAAGUGUGUCAUGUUACAGAGUUUUGAAAACACUGUGUGUCUGUGUCUUGUUUGGAAUAUUGUAUGUUGUCCAUCCUGUGUUUUCAUUCGCAGCCACUUUCCCUAAAGCAUGCACUGUGAGUUCCUUGUAUGUAAAGGCUGAGAGUGAGGAAAGACCUCUCAGGCUUUUUACCAUGUAUCUUAUUAAGGCUGUGAGUCAAGCCUUAGUUUGCCUCCUGAUUACAGAGCCAUUAUGGAUCAAUGAAGCCCAAGGGAAUUCAGUUGGAGCAAUAUUCACCUCUAAGGUCACCAAAAUUUCUGUAGUCAAUAUUUUAGAUCCAUAGAUUUAUCUUCACUGUGUCAACCCCAGCAUCAUUUUAGAAAUAGCAUGAAAAUAAAAUUGUCAACUUUAAUUUAGUUUUGCAAGCCCUAUCCAUGAAAUAAUCAAUCCUGGAUAGUUAAUUCUUGGGAUAUUUAAUUGAGAUGUUUCUUCCAAAUUAAAAUCUGAAACUUCAUCUGUUUUUUUCAUUUGAUAAUCUGUUAUCUGCAAUUGUGCCUUGAAUGUUUUUCUGUUGCCUUUCUGUUCUUGUGCUUCCAGAACAUUCUUAUUAAAAAAAAAAGAGAGAGAGAGUAGGUUAAAAACCCUGGCCUUUACAAACAAGAACAGUUUGUAAAGUUACUUAAGUUGUUUAAAAUGUUCAGUUUUUUUUUUAAGAUGAGCCCUUAAGAUUUUAACUUUUGGUUUUCAGUUGGACUCUAUCGUUUUCUUCUUUUGAUUCAAGAUACCAGGCAAAAUAAUUUAAAUUAAAAUGGAAUAAAGAGCAAACAGGGAAGCAUCAAUUCACCAGACAUUGUCACAUGUGAGAAAAAUAUAGUAAAAUAAUAUUACUUAAAGGGUUUUGUUUCUUCAGAUUUAAUAAUCUUGUAGAAUUACAGAACCUAGUUUAGGCUUUUCAAUAAGCAUUCCUUUAGAUUUAAUCUUCAUGGUAGGAACCAAAUAAAGGCAAAUUUAUCAGAAGAAACAUUUCAACAUUCCAAAACCAGCUGUUUUAUAUUGAUAAAAAUAGAGCCUGGAGGUACCUUUAUUGAUUAUGAGGGAUACAGAUCUGGUUUCAAAUUUCUGUGUUGAAAUCAUCCAGUCAUUCUAAUAUUCUAAAUUACACAUGGGAUAUUAAAUAUUUAGUGUUAUCUUCCCAUUAAUCCAAAGUACAUAAAAAUCUCAUGGAAAAUUUGAAAAUAUUUUCUGUUCAAAUCCAUGAACUAGCGCCAUCAGAUCUUUUACUCUAGGAAAAUAAGCAUGUCUCUAAAUCUUGAUUACAUCUAAGUAAAAAAAUCAUUCUUAUUUUUUUCUCUAUAGGGUACCAGAGACUUUAGGGAAAAUUAUUUGUGUAACAAUUCCUCUUCUGGCAAAUUGCUCCUUAGGAUCAACUACCCAGCUCAGGCAAAUAUGCAUUCAAAUAGGCCAUUUGCAAAGGAAAAGGUUGCCCAUCCCCCACUCUGCUUUCAAAUUACAGAUCAAGUGCCUGGGUUGAUUAGGGGUCACCCCACUGUUCUCCCAUUCUGCUGACAUUCCCUUGGGCUUCCUGUAACCAGAACCUCCAGAAAGAACCUGCAGAAUCUCCUUUGCUGCCAGCCUUUGCAUUUGGACCCUGUCUGUGGAGGGGGCUACCUGGUCUCUCAGGCAUGCUGUGUGUUGGAAUCUGAAUCUGUGCCUUGUGUUGUUUGCACUGUUCUUUGUCUUGUGCCUGCCAGGUACUGAGACCCCAGCGAGGAGGCACAGCAGAGGCCCUCUUCUCCUUUCCUCUAGAAGAGGUUUUACAUGGAGCUGAAGGCCUGUAAUAGCAAAAGGUUCCAACCUUAUGUAAAGUUCAGUUUCUAAGCCUUUCAUUGGAUCCGACUUUUUUCUUCCGUGGUGCCAUUUUCUGACCACUGGUGUUUUCAACACAGUUCCUCCUGGGAGCGCAUCAUCUUUUCCAGGUGCGGUAACCCUUAUGCAGCCGAAUGAGAGAUGUGGGGUCUAUUCUUUCUACCCACCCACUUGGAGGGAUUCCUAUUUUGGGAAAUUGCUCCCCGGAAACCUCCAGAUUGCCUGCCCAUGCAGACCCCUGGCAUUGCCUUAUCAAAACGAAAAGAAAACAAAACAGAGGAAAUUUGCUAUUCUGCAGCCUCGCUGGAUGCUCAGUCUCUAGCAGUGAUGGGUUCAGUGUUAAAUGUGAUUAAUACUGUAUUUUGUAUUGUUUAAAUUGCAUCUCCCAGAUAAUGUGAAAAUGGUCCAGGAGAAGGCAGCUUCCUGUAUGCAGUGUGCUUUUAAAAAAAUAAAAAAAAUAAAAAAUAACAAUUCCUUUUAAGAAACUAUUUCUACUUUGAAGUCAUACCAAUGAAAGAUGUAUAUGCACUUAUAAUUUUCCUAAUAAAGACAUGUAUU